Molecule: messenger RNA, 2853 nt
Organism: Sphenostylis stenocarpa
Lineage: Eukaryota; Viridiplantae; Streptophyta; Magnoliopsida; Fabales; Fabaceae
Source: the annotation of a GenBank genome assembly
AUGGGGUUGAUUGAUAAUCUGAAUGGGCAAUUGGAAGUCAUAAAAACACAAAACCCUCGAGCUUGUUCCUUAAACCCUAACGAACUGUCGUUGAACCAGAGUAGGGUCAGUUUCUCAAUGGAAUCCCUCCGAUUGAAAACCAACUACCGCUGCUUCCCCGCUAUGCAGCAGUUCUACACCGGCGGCCCCUUCGUCGUCUCAUCGGACAACUCCUUCAUCGUCUGCGCCUGCGGCGAGUCAAUCAAAAUCGUCGACUCUGCCACCGCCGCCAUCCGGUCCUCACUCGACGCCGACUCCGAGUCCAUCACAGCCUUGGCUCUCAGCCCUGACGACCGCCUCCUCUUCUCUUCUAGCCACAGCCGCCAAAUCAGAGUCUGGGAUUUGUCCACACUCAAGUGUGUCCGCUCCUGGAAGGGCCACGAUGGCCCGGUUAUGUGCAUGACGUGUCAUCCUUCUGGAGGGUUGCUCGCUACUGGUGGAGCUGAUAGGAAGGUUCUGGUGUGGGACGUGGACGGUGGUUACUGCACUCAUUACUUUAAAGGUCACGGUGGAGUAGUUUCAUGUAUUAUGUUCCAUCCCGAUCCUGAGAAACAACUGAGUGAUGAUGGUACUGAUGGCAGGGGGGGAGAUAACUCUCUCCUAAUGGAGUUGAUACAAAUGAAAUUAUUGUUUGCUAGUAGUCCUUUGAUGCAAACUGAUGAUGGUGGUGAUCAUGCAACAGUACGGGUUUGGGAUGUUUCCAAAACCAAGAAAAAGAACUGUAUAGCUACAUUAGAUAAUCAUCGAUCAGCAGUGACUUCUUUGGCUAUAUCUGAAGAUGGAUGGACACUUCUUAGUGGUGGAAGAGAUAAGGUUGUAACAUUGUGGGAUCUUCAUGAUUAUAGCAACAAGAAGACUGUCAUUACAAAUGAGGCAGUUGAAGCUGUUUGUGUACUUGGUGCUGACAGUCCCUUUGCUUCAUCACUGAAUUCAUAUCAGCAAGAUGGAAAAAAGCGUGGUGGUUCCCAAACAUUCUAUUUCGUUACAGUUGGUGAACGAGGCAUUGUACGCAUAUGGAAUUCUAAAGGGGCAGGUUGCAUCUAUGAGCAGAAGGCUUCAGAUGUUACAGCAAGCAUAGACGAGGAUAGCUCACGUAGGGGUUUCACUUCUGCUGUUAUGCUUCCCUCAGAUCAAGGAUUGCUUUGUGUGACUGCAGAUCAGCAGUUUCUGUUUUACUCUCUGGAAUGCACUGAACAGUUGUUACAAUUAAAUCUAACCAAAAGGCUUGUGGGAUAUAAUGAAGAAAUUGUGGAUAUGAAGUUUAUGGGGGAUGAUGAAAAAUUCCUUGCUCUUGCUACAAAUCUUGAACAGGUUCGGGUUUAUGAUGUUGCUUCUAUGUCAUGUUCAUAUGUCUUAUCUGGUCACACUGAAAUUGUUCUAUGCCUUGACACCUGUGUAUCAACUUCUGGGAGAACACUGAUUGUAAGUGGAAGUAAAGACAACAGUGUUAGGUUGUGGGGAUCAGAAAGUGCAAACUGCAUUGGAGUUGGUAUAGGUCAUAUGGGAGCUGUUGGAGCUAUUGCCUUUUCAAAAAGAAAGCGAGAUUUCUUUGUUAGUGGCAGUAGUGAUCAUACUCUUAAGGUAUGGAGUAUGGAUGGUCUCUCAGACAAUAUGACAGCUCCAAUUAAUUUAAAAGCAAAAGCUGUUGUUGCAGCUCAUGAUAAAGAUAUCAAUUCCGUAGCAGUUGCUCCAAAUGAUAGUUUAGUCUGUAGUGGCUCUCAGGAUCGAACAGCUUGUGUUUGGAGGCUCCCAGAUCUUGUAUCAGUAGUUGUGUUUAAAGGGCAUAAAAGGGGAAUUUGGUCUGUAGAAUUUUCUCCUGUCGAUCAGUGUGUAGUAACAGCAUCUGGUGACAAGACAAUAAGGAUAUGGGCUAUAUCUGAUGGCUCCUGUUUGAAGACAUUUGAAGGACACACAUCAAGUGUGUUAAGAGCAUUGUUUAUUACUCGUGGAACACAAAUUGUUUCCUGUGGUGCUGAUGGUUUAGUAAAGCUGUGGACUGUAAAAACUAAUGAAUGUGUUGCUACUUAUGAUCAUCAUGAAGACAAGGUUUGGGCCUUGGCUGUAGGCAAGAAAACAGAAAUACUUGCAACUGGUGGUGGUGAUGCUGUUGUUAAUUUAUGGUUUGAUUCCACUGCAGCUGACAAAGAAGAAGCUUUCCGUAAAGAGGAAGAAGGAGUUCUGAAAGGGCAAGAGCUAGAGAAUGCUGUCUCAGAUGCGGACUAUACUAAAGCAAUCCAAAUUGCAUUUGAACUGCGCAGGCCACAUAAGCUUUUUGAGUUAUUUGCCGAACUUUGCAGGAAGAGAGAGGCUGAAGAUCACAUUGACAGAGCACUUAAGGGCUUGGGUGAUGAAGAGCUUCGCAUAUUAUUUAACUAUGCUCGAGAAUGGAAUACAAAACCAAGACUCUGUUAUGUUUCACAGUUUGUACUUUUCAGAGUUUUCAGCAUCUUUCCUCCAACUGAUAUUGUUCAGAUUAAAGGGAUUGGUGAACUUCUUGAAGGCAUUAUCCCAUAUAGUCAGAGGCAUUUUGGCAGGAUAGACAGACUUGUUAGAAGUACAUUUUUGUUAGAUUACAUUCUAUCAGGAAUGUCAGUUAUUGAACCAGAAGUUCAACCGACAGAAUCAAGGACUGAGUUACUGCUGCAGUCAAAUAUUGACGUUCCAGACACAGAAAAUGUCAUCGAGGAGAAAGAUCACACUUUUGAAAUUACGGCUUCAAAGAAAAGGAAAUCAAACAAAUCAAGACAUGGUUCCCAUAAGAAAGUUAAGAAUGUAGCUUUCAACAAGGUCGAGUCUAUACAACUACAGGCAUAG